Rana temporaria (common frog) is the source of this 1038-nucleotide messenger RNA. RefSeq lists its product as uncharacterized. The record is from RefSeq and is a predicted model, not a curated record. NCBI's taxonomy places the organism in Eukaryota, Metazoa, Chordata, Amphibia, Anura, Ranidae. The transcript is spliced from 4 exons. Bases 57 to 695 code for a protein of 212 amino acids.
UCGCAAUGUCCUGCUAAGCCAUUCUGAAAAAGAUAUUCCCAGACACACUUUCAACAAUGGACCGAGGUCUGACAGUCUUCAUCCUUCUAGGUCUGGGUGUAGCUGCUCAGACUGCAACAACCACGACUCAGCACCGAAUGAAUGUGUACACCCAGGUCUGUGUAGCCCCGUCCCAGCUGGAAACUACCCAGAUUGUGUCCCAUCCGCUGAUCUUUACCAGAGAUGUCCCACUUCGGCUUGCCAUUACAGCCGAGAAGAAUGAAACUAGGUGCACAGAGCUUUCCAUCAACCCUUGUCCUGAUCCAGAGCUGCUGGUCACAGUGUUCACAAACACAAGCUACAAUGAUAAGACAUACACCUAUUCUAAGACAGUCACUGGCGGACUUAGACUAGAAUUUCUUAUUGGCGACAGAAUUGCUAUUUUCUACCAAAACCAGACGGCAGGAGAAGGCCAGGCUUUACUAUAUUUAGAUUACUAUUAUGCUGACUCUAACGAACAAGAAUCUCUAAGUAAAAGGGGAAACACUUCAAAUGUUACCCUUCGGCUCAUAGCUGCCAAAACUGUUACGUUGCCUAAUGGAGGAGGAGAGACUGGUGGGCAUUCUGGAUCCGGGAAUGUACAACCUGCACUGUAUCACAGAGUACUCUUGGGAAUAAUCACACUGAUGCUGCUUCCAUUAUUUCUUCUUAGCUGAUUGCCCAGUGGCCCCUUAAUAUCACUAGAAUAUAUAAUAUCUUUAGCAAAAGCAGACGCAUCAAAGACUCCAGCUGCCACAUAUAGCAAUGCAAACAUAUUCCAAUUUCUUACAGUCAAAUAACAAACUAUGUUCCUACAAAUGUUUUGUAUGUCUGAAACUUUUGUUGCAUAGUACACAUAUUUUGUUUUGUUCUUUUCUAAAACAGGAAAUGAUAUUUGAAAACUGCAAUUGCUUAAUCAAAUGUAUACAUUAUUCCCUUCAUUUUUUUAAAAAAACAGCAAAAUGUCAAUGACUUUGUAAGUUUUCUAGAUUAAAAAAUAAUAAAAUAAAUCGAAGGUAA